GGGAAAUAAGGAACAACAGAGGCAAGAGAGAGUGGAGACAGCCUGACGCUCUGAACAGCUGGAACGGGGACUUUCCACACACUGAGAAAGUGAAAGCAAUCAGUAGAGGAGGAGGAGGAGAUGCUAAUGCUGCUCCUGCUGAUAAAGAUGAAGAAGAAGAAGAAGAAGAACAAGAAGAAGAAGAAGAAGCAGAACAAGACGGAGGAGGAGGAGGAGGAGAUGCUGAUGCUCCUGUUGAUGAAGAUGAUGAAGAAGAAGGAGGAGGAGAAGAUGCUGAUGUUCCUGCUGAUGAAGAAGAAGGAGGAGGAGAAGAUGCUGAUGUUCCUGCUGAUGAAGAAGAAGAAAGAGGAGGAGAUGCUGCUGCUGCUCCUGCUGAUGAAGAAAAAAGAAGAGGAAGAGGAGAAGAUGCUGAUGAAGAAGAAGAAGAAGAAGAAGAAGAAGAAGAAGAAGGAGGAGAAGAUGCUCCUGCUGCUCCUGAAUAGAAUAGGAGUUUAUUGUCAUUUGCACAAAUACACUGCAGGACAGGUACAUUAGAAUUAUUGAGCGUUUUUCACGAGUCAGCUUCAUAGACAUUAUUUUAAAAAUUACAAAUAUACGGAACAAUGUACAUUCUAAAAUAAAACAAAAACACUAUAAUACACGAUUAUAACAAAUAAACAGUGAGAGCACUAGAUCGAGGUAUGUAAGGCUGUCAUUAAACUGAGUGCAACUGUAUAGGAAUAAAUAUAUAAAAAAGUAAUAAAUA
This is a messenger RNA of Neoarius graeffei (lesser salmon catfish), 745 nucleotides long. RefSeq lists its product as uncharacterized. NCBI's taxonomy places the organism in Eukaryota, Metazoa, Chordata, Actinopteri, Siluriformes, Ariidae. The record is from RefSeq and is a predicted model, not a curated record. Bases 121 to 534 code for a protein of 137 amino acids. The transcript is spliced from 3 exons.